Physeter macrocephalus (sperm whale) is the source of this 1994-nucleotide messenger RNA. It is a transcript of the gene GDPD2, whose product is annotated as glycerophosphodiester phosphodiesterase domain containing 2. Bases 258 to 1982 code for a protein of 574 amino acids. Gene Ontology annotation, cellular component: plasma membrane. NCBI's taxonomy places the organism in Eukaryota, Metazoa, Chordata, Mammalia, Artiodactyla, Physeteridae. The record is from RefSeq and is a predicted model, not a curated record. Gene Ontology annotation, molecular function: glycerophosphodiester phosphodiesterase activity. The transcript is spliced from 13 exons. Gene Ontology annotation, biological process: lipid metabolic process.
GGCGAGUCUCCCGGCUGCUGCUCCGUCUGGGCCCACUGCCUCCACUGCCUGUAUAGCUGCCACUGGAAGAAAUGCCCCAAAGACAGGACACAAACCAGCCAGGUGAAGUACGGAUGAGGUGGGGUGGUGGGGGGCAGAAGUCCAAGGCAGAGGCCACUCGGAGGGGAAAAGAAGGCCAGGUGUGUUCAGAGACAGCGGAGGGGAGGGGAUAGGGAAGGAAGGGGCUUUCUCUCCCAAGGAGGAAAAUCCCCUCAAACAUGGAAAGAACUACCUGCAAAAGCAGAGCACCCCCAUGCCUGGCAGGAAGCCCCCUUGAGCUGCCCUCCACUGGGGACUCUGAGCUGAAGUGGGGCUGGGCUGUGAGCUUCUCUCCUGCCCCUUUGCAGUGCGAAUGCAUCUGGUUUGGCCUGCUCUUCCUCACCUUUCUCCUCUCCCUGGGCUGGCUGUACGUCGUGCUCAUCCUUCUCAAUGACCUGCACAACUUCAAUGAAUUCCUGUUCCAGCACUGGGGACACUGGAUGGACUGGUCCCCGGCAUUCCUGCUGGUCAUCUCUCUACUGGUCACAUACGCAUCCCUGCUCUUGCUCCUGGCCCUGCUCCUGCGGCUCUGUGGCCAGCCUCUGUGCCUGCACACCGCCCACAAGGUGCUGCUGCUCCUCAUUAUACUUCUUGUGGCCGCUGGCCUUGUGGGACUGGAGGUCCAAUGGCGGCAGGAGUGGCACAGCUUACGUCUGUCACUGCAGGCCACAGCCCCAUUCCUUCAUAUUGGAGCAGUUGCUGGCAUCACUCUCCUGGCCUGGCCUGUGGCUGAUACCUUCUACCGUAUCCACCAAAGAGGUCCCAAGAUUCUGCUACUACUCCUAUUUUUUGGAGUUGCCCUGGCCAUCUACCUGGUGCCCCUAUUCAUCUCCUCAGCCUGUAUCAUGGAACCCAAAGACUUACCCCCCAGGCCUGAGCUGAUGGGACACCGAGGGGCCCCCAUGCUGGCCCCCGAGAACACCCUGAUGUCCCUGCGGAAGACAGCUGAAUGUGGAGCUGUUGUGUUUGAGACCGACGUGAUGGUCAGCUCUGAUGGGAUCCCCUUCCUCAUGCAUGAUGAGCGCCUGACCAGGACCACAGAUGUGGCCUCUGUGUUCCCACACCGAGUCAACAGCCACAGUAGCGACUUCUCCUGGACUGAGCUGAAGAGACUCAAUGUCGGGGCCUGGUUCCUACAGAGGCGACCGUUCUGGGGGGCUAAGCAGCUGUCAGGCCCUGAUCGGAAAGACGCUGAGAAUCAGACAGUGCCAGCCCUGAAAGAAAUACUGAAAGAAGCUGAAGCCCACAACCUUUCUGUCAUGUUUGACCUGCGCCGCCCCCCACGAAACCACACAUACCAUGACACUUUUGUGAACCAGACAUUGGAGACUGUGCUGAGUUCAGGGGUGCCCCAAGCCAUGGUCCUCUGGCUACCGGAUGAAGAUCGGGCUCAUGUCCAACAACAGGCCCCCCAAAUGCGCCAGAUAUAUGGACAUCUGGGAGGCCACAGCACUGAGAGGCCCCAGUUUCUCAACCUCCCCUAUCAAGACCUGCCACUGCUGGAUAUCAAAGCACUGCACCAAGAUAAUGUCUCGGUGAACCUAUUUGUAGUGAACAAGCCCUGGCUCUUCUCCCUACUCUGGUGUGCAGGGGUGGAUUCGGUCACCACCAAUGACUGCCAGCUGCUGCAGCAGAUGCGUUACCCUGUCUGGCUUAUUCCCCCUCAAACCUACCUAAUGAUGUGGAUCAUUACCAAUUGUGUCUCCAUCCUGCUGCUUUUGUGGACCUUCCUCCUCCAACGGAGAUGUGCUAAGGAGAGAGAGAGAACCGGUAAGAACUUUCUCCCCUCACCUCAUUUUUCUCCUCCUCUAGCCUUCCCCUUGCUCACUCCCUAUAUGCCCCUCUCCCCAGGCUUAGAAACAGCAGUGCUGCUGACCAGGAUCAACGCUUUCAUAAUGGAGUGAACACCCUGUCAU